Funneliformis geosporum is the source of this 137-nucleotide messenger RNA. Lineage: Eukaryota; Fungi; Glomeromycota; Glomeromycetes; Glomerales; Glomeraceae. The record is from the annotation of a GenBank genome assembly.
AUUUAAAAACAAAUUCCCGAAAUUCACAAACUAUUUAUAGUGGUUGGAUGACAAUGCAAGCUCAUUUUAAUUAUUCACUACCAUCACAAAAUGAAAAAUAUUGUCAUGUUACUGAAGUUAUAGAAAAAUAUAUGCAA